AAGGAUGCAGCCUGUGUUCAGACAACAGCCGCGGCGCUGAGGAGACACAACCGGCGUGGACCCGAGUGGACGCGGCGGCACCGACACCAGGACCUCACCGGGGACCGGAGCGACCAGAGUCCGGGCUGCAGCUCCCACCGGGCCGGACCGAACCUCCUCCUUCUUCCCCAGCGCUCCGACUGAGCGGUUCCUCCCGGGAGUGAAGAGGAGGGAGGAUGAAGAAAAGCAACCAAAGCAGACGGGGCUUGCAGGACUCCGGUCCGCUCGCCGUCCAGCAGCCGGAGAAGGCGGGUUGGAUCAGGAAGUUCUGCGGUCGAGGGAUUUUCAGGGAGCUGUGGCGGAACCGGUACCUGGUUCUAAAAGGAGAUCACCUCUACAUCUCAGACAAGGAGGUUAAAGACGAGCGUAAAGCCCAGGAAGUGUUUGACCUGGCUGAUUACGAGCGUUCAGAGGAGCUGAGGAAGGCGAAGAGUCGGAGCAAGAAGAACCACAGUCGCUUCACGUUGCUGCGCUGCAAGCAGCGAGGAAACACAGUUCCUAACCUGGUGUUUCUGGCUGUGAGUCCGGAGGAGAAGGAGUCCUGGAUCAACACGCUGAACGUGGCUAUAAUCAAGGCUAAGAACAGAGUUCUCGAUGAGGUGACCAUUGAGGAAGACAGCGCUCUGGAUCAUCUGACCAGAGAUCGGGUGAAGAUCCCUCACAGCCGCCGGCUGCCGACCAGAGGACACCUCAUGGCCGUGGCCUCCACCUCCUCCCACGGCAUGCUGACCCUUGACUUGGUUGCCGAGGAGGACGGUUUCUGCCUCGAAUAUGACGACGACGAGUCCUGGGAGGACAGCUUCCGGGUCGACCUGCAGAAAGAAGACUCUAGAGGCGGGGUCGGGGGUCGUCAGCGGGCGGGAACCGAUGUCUCGAAGCUGCGGGUGACGACCAAAGAGCCCAAAAUGAAGACAGGGAGCCUACCGAGAGGCAGCGAGCUCUCCUGGGGCAAACAGCCUCACCUGGACGCCUCGAAAGUCCAAAAGAACCAGCAAGUCCAGGUCCUUCAGGCCCAGUCUCGAACGCCGCAGCCAGGGAAGAGGUUCAGCAUGCAGGGUCGGAGUCGCUGCGCCUCCAUGGAUGAAGUCCUGUCCUCCAGACCAGCAAUGAUUCGACUCAUGAGGCAUGGCUCUUCCGCCCAGCCUGUCGGCCAGCUGCAGAGCCUCAUCGCCCAGAGGAUGCAGAGAGCCCAGGAGCUGCUGGAGGAAAUGAGGCUGCAGGAGCUGCAGAAGGCCAAAGCGGAGAGAGAGCGAGGCGGCGGCUCGACGUACCUGAAGGGGAUCAACUCUCCUCGGCUUCACCACCUCAGGGGCUCAGACUCUCCCCACUCCAGUAGAUCGUCGGGGUCUCCGAGGAGCAGGAGCAGCGACUCGCCUCGCCUGCGGGGCAAAGACUCGCCUCGCCUCAGAGGAAGAGAGUCUCCGCGAACCAAAGCCAAGAAGAACCGCUCCAAAGCUGCCGACUCGCCUCGCUCCAGAGGGUCUCACUCUCCGGCAGCUAAAGCCGCCGACUCCCCUCGCCUGAAGGAUCCGAGCGGCUCUCCUCGAUCGAAGAGCUCCGACGCUCCGAAACUGAAGGGGUCAUCGGGUUCCAGCGCCAACAGAAAGGAUUAUUCUCCUCCACAGAAGACUCCCGAGACGCCGCCAUGUUUGAAUAGAUCCAACUCCUGUCAGGCGGAGGGAUCCGGCUCGUUGCAGGGCAGCCAAACUGACUCCCCUCAUCUGGGCAUCAUUAAGGAGAACCAGCAGAAACAAAACUCCCCAGGUCUGCACAGAUCCUUCGACUCCGCCCUGCCCAAAACCCCCGACAAACUCCGCCUUUCUCCUCCUCCUCUGGAGCCGCCCGGAGAGGAUCAGGAGGUGGAGAGGCGGCGCGCCGAGGCCGAGCGGCUGCUGGAGGAGGCGGUGUCGUCCUGGAAAGAGGCGCAGGAGGUCCUGCAGGAGGUGAAGGAGCUGCAGAGCCAGACGCUGAGGCGGCAGCGCAGGAAGACCUACGAGAAGAUGACGACGUCGGCGGCGGCGGCUUUGCAGCCUGCGGCGACCGCGGCAACCGCAGCCGGAGAGGAGGACGACACUCCGACCUCCCCGACGUCACCGGAGGACGACGAGGAGUCCGAGACGCCAUGACGAGAACAAACAUCCGGCAGCGAUACUCUGCAUGCUUACACUGCAAAAACACAAAAUCUCACCAAAUUGUUUUGGUCUAGUUUCUACUGCAAAAAUCAUAUGGCUCUUGAAAUAAGACAAAACUAACUUAAAUGUAACAUUUCUGCUAGAAAUAGAGGCUUGUUUUGAGUAAAUAAUUCCUUAUAGUUGACCUACUAUGCUUCUUUGAACAGAAUAGCAUAGAUCUAUGGGUUAUACAAAAAGUUCAUUACAUGUUUUGCAUAAAAUCAUUAUCAGAUAGUUAGAUUUCAGACUGGUAAGUUUAGCCUAUUUAAAGUUCCUUUCAGUUGUUUUAGGGUUUUUUGUCACUUUAAAUCCCAAUAACCUGCUGCUGGCCACGCCCCCAAAUCUGUGUUUACACUCUCACUUUAAAAUGGCUGCAAACAGACAUGCAACCAUACAACCAUACAUCUUUGAAAAGCAGAAGUAGAGCCUCCUGCACAACCAACAACAACGCAGCAAGUGGUUUCUGGUGGUGAGUGAAGAACAAAACACUUGUCUAUUCCAGCAGCCAUUGUACAGCACAUAGAGCAAUAAAAACAGCAGACCAAACAUCCUUGACCUCAGAUUGAGAAAAAUUUGGAAAAUUUUUUAAAUGACUCAUUUUCCAGACACCAGAAAUCCCUAACCUAUUUCCAGAUACCAGGUAGGUGUUUUCUUAAGCACUUUGGCUAUUUAACUAUAUUAUCAGUAAAAAUAAUCUGCCAGUUGAACUAGAACUUUUCUAUCAAUAUUAUGGAAUUGUUUGCAUAAAAAAGCUCAGAUUUCUUGCUGAAAAGUUACUUGUAAUUUAGUUUUGUCUUAUUUCAAGUGUAAUAAGACAUUUGCUCUAGAAUCUACACCAAAAAUACUUGGUAAGAUUUUCUGUGUUUGCAGUGUAUGCACAAAACACUAACAACGUUUACACAAUUUCUACAUUGUUGAUCGUAUUUCCAAAAAUAUUUCUAAAUUUUCAUUGAUUAAGGCAACAAGAUGCAUGUGACGAAAAAUUGAUUAUUUAAAAACCAGGGAUACGUUUCGUUCCAGGGGAUUUAUUGACUUUAAUCCUGUCUGGCGCUCCGUUGUCACCGAGCAGAAACCCCCUCUCUGCUGUCAGGAGACCUCCAUCUGUGGCGAGAGCUCCACAUUUAAUUUUAAUUAACGCAGCUUUAAUGGAGAAGAGCUCCUCUUCACCUUCUCUCACGAUGCUGCACGGCUUCCUUCUUUGUCUCUGAAGAGAAAAUCCUCUCCAUUCAUUUUAAAACCAAGAUGUCAAAUAUUUUUAUGACAGUCAAUGAAGAGCACAAAAUGACUUUUUUUUUAAAAGAAACAAAAUGAACUUCCAAUUUCUGCACUGAUUUAAUACUUUAAGCUGCUUGUUUACUGAUAUAUCACUGAAUCUUCUUUGUAGCAUUUCUUUCAAAAAACGUCUUUGAAAUCGCUUGAUCGCCUGAUUUAGUUGUAGCUUAAAGGUGACCUAUUAUGCUUCCUUGAACAGUUUAGGAUAGUUUUAUGGGUAAAACCAGCUAACCAAUCGUCCUGGAGCUCCACUUGGGUUGCUAGGUGAUGAGUGGAACUCGGCUGUGGUUGCUAGGUAACGGCCCAGUGCCCAUGGAAUGUGGCUCAACAAUAAGGAGAUUUUUGAAAUGGCUCUUUUGCCAAAUACCAAAAGACAUUAACUUCUUACCAGAAAAUGGCUUGGUGGGUUUUUUUAAGCGCUUGGUGUUUUUUAAAAGCAGCAGAAACCCAAAUGGAAGUAUAAAAAUGUAUAAUAGGUCUCCUUUAAUGAGCAGCAGAUCUGCUGAAGUUUCCUUCCAGCUUAUUAUUAAUUUUCACAUAAUCUCAGUCUUUUCAAGCUACAUCCAAAAUCAGGGAGUUUCAAGUUGUAAAAGAUGAGGGAAAAAAAAGAAGCAAUAAUAACUGAUUUUUUAUUAUUAUUUGUUUGUAAUUUUAGGCUGAAAAAAGCCGCAGACCAGCUCAGAUAUUAUAAACUCUGCACUAUGGACUGAACUUCUUUGUAACAAUAUUGCUGCAACCAGCUUUUACUGUAUGAUUGAAAACUGAAAUCAGGAUUUUAUUUGCACAUUUGCUGAAUAUUUUAGGCUGAUAGUUGACUUUUUACUAAAUCCUCACAUAAUGAUUGAUUUUUUUUUUUAAAUAAUUAAUUUGUCCCUUUAAAUUAUUUCCCAUCAAAACAUUAACAAAUGUGCUUCUGUUAUAUAAAAGAUCAUUCGUUAGAUUUCAAUAUCAAGAAAAAAUCUACUGAGUUUCCAAAUAAUGGUUUUAGUUAGUUAAGGGAAGACUAACUUGAUCCUGCGUGGAAAUGUAGUGAAAACUAAUAAAUGGCCACAUUUCAUCACAAUAAAGAGAGAAAUAAAAACUUUUUUUUUUUUUACAUAAAUUCUUUUUUCUGUAAUUCUAACACAUCUUUCAAAAUCUUGAGGGUCAUAAAGAUACUUUCAAGAAAUUUUAAAAAUUUAUGAUUAUGCAACUCAUUACUACUGAAAACUAACUAUGAUGCUUGAACUAUUAUGUCACAUUUUCAAAUUUUACACUAUUGAUAUUUAAUAACGCUUGUUUAGGGAUGGAAAACUGGGUUGUCUACUAGUUCUCAGUUUUUUUCCUCUGAAUAAUAAGGUAUUUUCAUACUUCAUUUGUAAUUUUUAUGAUGCAGUUGAAGUUAAUCCAUCUAUAAACCACCCACGGAAAUUUUCAAAGACAUAGAGGCCUUGGCGACAUGAAAACAAUCUUUAUAUUUGUUGAUGUUUCGAAAAACGGUUGUUGUCUACGCUGUUGUUUCCAGAUGUUUCUUCAUCCACAGAAAAACUCUGACUUUAACACAAAAUGCUGUAGUAACUACUCCAGGCCUGUGUGUGGCGCUGUGACGCCACCGCAGAAAUACACCAAAGCAGAGAAGAAAGUGUCGUUCGGUUAAGUGGGCUACAACGUCAAAAAACAACUCAUUUAACAUGGUUAUUGCUGCACUAAAGGAUAAUUUUCGCACAUAAAAUGUUGCAUUAAAGCCAGUUCACAAACCAGAAACAAUAAAAAAAAAAACCUGUAUGUUUUUUAUGGUUGCAUGUAGACGGCACCAAAAACAGGUAACAUUAGCAACGAUUAACUAGCUAGCUCAAAUCAUCCGUUCGAUUUAAACUUUAGCUAGCUUACUGUCUACCGGCCGUUAAUCGUGAGGGCCACUUCACAUUAAUUUAAUUUAACUGUUACAACAUUGAUCUUACAGGACAAAUUGAAAAAUGUCAGCUAAUAAACGAUUUGGCUAAAUAACUACUAUUCCUGAUCACUUCUUGACUAUUUAAUGAUACGAUCAAUUAGUCGAAUAAAUCUUAACGUACAUUUUACAAAUUUACAGCAGAAUGAAUGCCACAACUUUAAAAGUUUUCAUUGGGAACAUGAAGGAUGUUAAGAGCUGCUAAUGUUCUGUUAAGGUUGAAUAUUGUCUCUGUAAAAAGUCACAUUUUGUAAGAUAUAACUUUCUUAUUUAAGUCUGCAGUGUUGCAAUGUUUGAACAAUUUUUUCUCCAUUUUGUGAGUUUUUGCACAUUUGUCAUAAAUACUGAGAGCAUGGAUAAAAUAGCACUGACGCUGACAGAGCUAAAUCACAUUGUGAGUUAUCUGUACUGUGAGAUUUUGAGAGAACGUGAAACAACUCUUAAUUUGUAAUUUAUUUAUAUGUUUAUGCACAUUGAAAAAAAUGCAUUUUCUAGGCAGAAUCCAAUGCUGUAAUCACUGUUUAUAUAGAAAUAUGAGUUUUUUGCGUGGUUUGCUGAUUUUACUUGACUUCAGAUAUAUCUGUUUAUGUUUUAUAGGCAUUGUGGGAACACCAAAACAAAAACACUGCUGACUAUUGCUAAUGCAAACUAUAAUAAGCUAAAUUGCUGGUAAGGUGAGCAGCUUCCCCUGGUUGGUUUUGCUUUAGGUUAGUUUCAACGCCAUGACGGGUUUAUAGAAAACUUCUGAGUCAAACUGACUCAAAGCAGGUCGAUUCAUCUCACCUUACCAGCUGAUGAUUUUUAUUUCUUGUUUAAAUAACAAUGAUAAAAAACAAGGUUGUUGGACUAAUAUGUGGAUGGUGAUGUAUGUAUGUGCAUUUUGCAUUAACUUGUAUGAACUUACAGCUCCAAAUACACAAUGCAACUGCAAAGUUGUGAAAUAAAAUAAAGAAGACUUUGACAUUUACUUAAAUG
Gambusia affinis (western mosquitofish) is the source of this 6387-nucleotide messenger RNA. Its product is annotated as pleckstrin homology domain-containing family O member 1-like. The transcript is spliced from 11 exons. The record is from RefSeq and is a predicted model, not a curated record. Gene Ontology annotation, biological process: regulation of myoblast fusion. Gene Ontology annotation, cellular component: muscle cell projection membrane; ruffle membrane. Bases 216 to 2165 code for a protein of 649 amino acids. Lineage: Eukaryota; Metazoa; Chordata; Actinopteri; Cyprinodontiformes; Poeciliidae.